AACCAUCGUUCAUCCCAUUUAGAACUGUGUCAUACAAUACCCUUUAUUCUACUUCCUAAUUUUCAAACUGUUACUGUCAAUUUAACUUAUAUUUCACAAUAUUUAAUUUACAUUGUCGCCAGAUAUAUGGGGAUGCGCGAUCUAAUAGAAAUAGGGAAGGGGUUACGAUUUGCGAUUAUGCUUUUUUCGUGGGCAGUCGUGUUUCAAAACAAAUAAAGCAUUACUAAAAAAAGUUGAAUUGGUUUGUUUUUAAGUGGUGUUCCAAAAAAUGGUUUAAGCAAUGUUAAUCAUUUUUCGUCGUACGAACUGUAUUCCUUUUCGUCAUCUAUUACGCAACUAUACGUGGGAAAAAGUCAUUAUGAAGGAGGAGUUGAUGCCACGAAGCAGAUCAAAUCCAGUGAUCACAAAAUUGGAUAAUCCACUAUUUCAUUCCAUAUUUACACCAGAACUUAACGAACUAGCGCGAUUGUUUAAACAAUAUAAUUAUGAGAUCAAGAUUGCUGGUGGUGCUGUUAGAGAUAUUUUGAUGGAUAUAAAACCGACGGAUUUAGAUUUUGCAACGGAUGCUACUCCGGAUCAAAUGAAAGAGAUGUUUGAGAAAGAAAAGGUUCGAUUGAUCAACGCCAAAGGAGAAAAACAUGGCACGAUGACACCAAGAAUAAAUGAUAAAGAGAAUUUUGAGGUGACAACUUUAAGGAUCGACACACAUACUGAUGGUAGACACGCAAAAGUACAGUUUACGAAAGAUUGGAAAUUAGAUGCUCGCCGAAGAGAUCUAACGAUAAAUUCCAUGUUCCUCGAUCUCGACGGAAGAGUGUACGAUUAUUUCUUUGGCUAUGAUGAUCUGCAAAAGAGAAGGGUCGUUUUUGUUGGAGAUCCAGCAUACAGAAUUAGGGAAGACUAUCUGCGAAUUCUAAGGUAUUUUCGAUUUUAUGGGAGAAUCGCUGAACGACCAAACGAUUACAACGAAUUUACGAUAGCAGCAAUAAAAGAGAAUAUACAUGGAUUGGAAGGGAUUUCAGGAGAAAGAAUUUGGAAUGAAUGGGCGAAAAUUCUUUCUGGGAAUUUCGCCAAAGAAUUAACUUUAAAGAUGUUUGAGUGUGGCAUUGCAAAAUACGUAGGACUUCCAGACAAUCUGGAUAUAGAAAGAUUUAAAACUGUUUCUGAUGGAUGUAAACAAAAUAACUUUUCUUUACAACCGAUUACUUAUCUUGCCAUGUUGCUGAAAAAUGAGGAUGACGUACUUCAACUCCAUAAAAGAUUGAAAUUUUCUGCAUUUGAGAGGGAUCUGGCAUUUUUUGUACUUAGAUUCUGGGAGGAUCAGCCUACGACGGAUGCCUUGAAAUUUUAUAAAAGAAUUCUUAUGCACGCAAAAGGAAAACCCGAGCAUAUGAAGACAUAUAUAUGUGAAUUGCUAAAAUGUAAACAAAAGUAUAAUCUAGUCGAAGAAAUAGAAAAAACAGUUAUACCUAGAUUGCCAGUUACGGGCCAUAUACUAAGUCAACAAGUACCAAACCAGAAGAUGCUUGGCGCUGUCAUUAAAAAAUUGAAAGAUAUUUGGUUGGAUAAGAAUUUUGAAAUGAAUGCAGAAGAAUUAUUGCAAGAAGUUCCUCGAAUUGUUAGUGAAUUAGAGGAUAAGAGCUAAAAGAAAGAAUAUUCUGUUACGUGAAUAAAUUCUCCUGAACUUUAUACUUCUCAAAUAAAGAAUUCUCAAAGACUCA
Molecule: messenger RNA, 1721 nt
Organism: Ceratina calcarata
Lineage: Eukaryota; Metazoa; Arthropoda; Insecta; Hymenoptera; Apidae
Product: CCA tRNA nucleotidyltransferase 1, mitochondrial
Exons: 6
Coding region: 281-1645 (454 amino acids)
Biological process (GO): mitochondrial tRNA 3'-end processing; tRNA 3'-terminal CCA addition
Cellular component (GO): mitochondrion
Molecular function (GO): tRNA binding; nucleotidyltransferase activity
Source: RefSeq, a predicted model, not a curated record